This is a messenger RNA of Talaromyces proteolyticus, 1341 nucleotides long. Its product is annotated as putative glucan endo-1,3-beta-glucosidase precursor. The transcript has a single exon. The record is from RefSeq and is a predicted model, not a curated record. NCBI's taxonomy places the organism in Eukaryota, Fungi, Ascomycota, Eurotiomycetes, Eurotiales, Trichocomaceae. Bases 1 to 1341 code for a protein of 446 amino acids.
AUGCGUUCCUUUACCAAUUGGACAUUGGCGCUCGCCGCCAUGAUGCUCGGGCAGACUCUGGCUGGACCUAUCCGGGUUCACCCUGGAGGUCCAGAAGAUAUUGUCGUCACCAAAUAUGAUACCCUUAAUGGCACUUUCGUAGGAGGAUCUAAGGCUGUUCAGGAUUCCACAAUGGCAACUUCUUCUGCCGCCCAGCUUCCCAUCUCAAUCGUCAACAAUAUGGCUGGCUCGUCCGCCGGCCAACUCAAUGCCUAUGUCAUUGGUCAAGACUCCAAUAAAAACGUUGUUCUUCUUGCUUCUGAUGGUUCAUGGUACUAUCCUCCCGGAACAACCUCUGGCGUCCCUGUCGCUAUUACUGCUGACCUCGCCCAACCCCUUGGCGCCGCUGGCUCUACCACCACCAUCACCCUCCCCGACUACGUCUCUGCUGGACGUGUCUACAUCGCCGAUGGCACUCUCCAAUGGUUCGUCGUCACCAACGGCGCCGGCGGCGCUGCCCUCGUCGAGCCCUCCCCCGUCAACCCAUCCGACCCUAACGCCGGCGUCAACUGGGGCUUCAUCGAACUCACCAACACUGAGGCAGGUGGCAUCUACGCCAACCUCAGCUACGUCGACUUCGUCGGCCUAAUCCUCGGCGCCUCGCUGCUCACCACGGACGGCAGCGUCCAAACUGCCGAAGGCCUCUCUUCUGACGCCGUCGCCCAGAUCUGUGCUGGCCUCGUCGCCCAAACCGCUUCUGAUGGAUACCCCUGGAGCAGUCUCUGCAUGACCGACAGCAGCGGCAACUACCUGCGUGCCCUGGCCCCAUAUGAUUAUAUCCAGGAUAAUCACGCAGAUGCUUGGUCAAACUACUUCACCGACUAUAUCAACUCCGUAUGGUCCACCUACAGCAGCAGCCCGCUCACCAUCGCUGCAGCUGCCGGCAGCUAUACAUGCACGACCGGUGGAAGCGACACCCUAACCUGCGGCGGUGACAAUCGCGGAUACGCGAAACCCACUGCUGCGGAUAUCUUCGGAUGCAAUAGCGGACCAUUUGCGAUUCAGGCGGGUGACAACUCCGAGCAUUAUGCUAUUGUUCCUAUCCUGUGUGCGGCAUUCAAUCGUGCUACGUUGUUGCUUGAUGGUGGUAAUGUGCAGCCUGGUCUGCCGGCGACGGAUUAUUAUACUGUGUCACCGACGAACUAUUAUAGUAAGUUGGUGCAUCAUUAUGAGGUUGAUGGAAAGGGGUAUGCGUUUUCGUAUGAUGAUGUGAACUCAUCUGGUGAAAAUGAGUCUGGUGCGCUUAUUGCGGCCAACCCCCAGUCGUUGACUAUCACUGUUGGUGGCCCGUCUUCGUCUUAA